CAAUAAAACGGUUGACUCCUGUCAAUGGACCGAUUCCUGGUCUAGAUUGUACUGGAAUCUAAACCCAAGCUUAACCCGGCUAAGUAGGCUAACAUCGGUGAAUCCAGAAAAGAUCUUAGCUUUAGCUUCGGCCAAAAGUCAUCUCUCAAUCCCGCCUACUGUGAUCGUUUAGGUGAUCAAAUAAAAAAAAUCACAAUAUAAUCUUCAUCCUCAUUUUCAGAUUCUCCACACCUAAAAAGGAGAGAAAAAGAAAAGAAUCUUGCUGUACUGAGGUAUUAUGGCAAAUCAGUACUCCAAUGAUGGAUCUAGUACAAGCAACAUAUCAGGAGAAAGUUCAGAUGCAGCAAUAGAGCUCAAUAUCAAGACUCUAGAUUCUCAGAUUUACAAUUUUCAGGUGGAUAAAAAUACGCUAGUUUCAGCAUUCAAGGAGAAAAUAGCUAAGGAUAUUGGUGUUCCAGUAGGUCAGCAAAGACUGAUUUUCCGGGGAAAGGUCUUGAAGGAUGAACAUCUCCUUUCUGAAUAUCAAGUGGAGAAUGGGCAUACCUUGCACUUGGUUGCAAGGCAGCCAGCACAGUUGCAACCUUCAACUGAUGCAAGUUCUGGUGACACAAAUGCAAAUAAUGGUAACCGAGGUAAUGAUCCUAGUGCUGGCAUCCCCCAAAAUCGUGUUGGGCAAAUAUCACACAGUAUAGUUCUUGGGACCUUUAAUGUUGGGGAGCAAGGUGAAGGCAUUUUUCCAGACCUCAGUCGGGUUAUUGGCGCGGUGCUGAACUCUUUUGGCAUUGGGGGUCAGACUGCAAUUAAUGGCAUUGGUGGAAUGCAGUCCUCUAACAUGUCAAAUGUUAGUGGUCAGACUCGAGGAAAUGAAACAGUAGAUGGCUUACGAAGUAAUGUUAGCGGUCAGAGUCAAGCAGGAAAUCAAAUGCAGCCUGGUCAGGCAUUUCCUGGUCAGCCAUUUCAAUUGCCACCUCAAGUCAUGCAAAUUCCUCUGACUGCAGCAGUACCUCUUCCUUCGCUUCAUUCGCCAAUUCCUGAUUCUUUGAGUACACUUUCUGAGUUUAUGACGCAUAUGGAGCAGGCACUGGCACAAAAUGGGUACCAGCCAAUCGCAACUUCAAACAACACAGGAGAUGUCCCAAAUGUAGAGUUACCUUCUAAUGUAAGGGGAUUGCAAGCAUUGCACAUUGUCCUGCGACAUGCAGAACGGCUUCUCGGUGGUCAUGUGAUCACUGCAUUAUCUCAUAUUGCAGAACGCUUGGAACUAGAGGGAGUUUCUAGUAAUCCUUCUGUGAGGGGCCAAAUUCAGACAGAAUCAGCUCAAGUUGGCCUUGCAAUGCAGCACAUAGGUGCUCUUCUUUUGGAGCUUGGUCGGACAAUCUUGACACUGCGAAUGGGACAAUCUCCUGCUGAUUCUUCUGUAAAUCCCGGACCUGCUGUUUAUAUAUCUCCAUCAGGGCCUAAUCCUAUAAUGGUCCAGCCUUUUCCCCUACAAACCAAUUCCCUCUUUGGUGGUUCUUCUGUACAAUCAAAUCCCAUGAGUUCUGGUCAUGUUGGCAUUGGUAGUGCCCCAAGGAACAUAAAUAUCCAUAUAAAUGCUGGUACUUCACUGGCACCGGUUGUAUCAACCAUAGGUGCCCGGGCAAGUAAUGGGGAGGGGAUGCAAGGAGAACGGGGUAAUGGUACUGGUUUUAGUGGUUCAGGCCCAGUGCGGAUGCUACCAGUGCAAAAUGUCAUUGCAGCAGCAGUGCCUUCACAUUCUACUGGUGUUACUGUUUCUGUUUCAAAUGCCACACAACCUGGUCUAGGUGUUUCUAUUUCACAGCCUCCAUCUGAUUCUACAUCAUUAUCCUCUGUAAUAGCUGAAGUUAAUUCACGACUAAGAAGUCUUGUCGGUGCCAUGCAAGGAGAAAACCAGCCUACAUCAGGCUCUGUUACUUCUGGUACAGGUAAUGGUGCAAGCAACAAACAGCCUGAAGGGGUGAUGAUCAGUGGGGCUGGGGAAUCUUCUGUGACCUUAUCUGGGUUAAUGUUCGAUGGCCAUGAUCAAAAGAAUCAAGAUGAUCAUGUCCGAGGAAGUAAUGGUGAGGUGACAGAGAGUUUUUUGAGGUCAAAAGAUGUUUCGUCUUGCUCGGUGGGAUGUUCAAAUGGAGGAACCUCACUAAAGCCAGAAGAGACUUCAGAAAAUGCCCCUAGUUCCAGUGAGAAGCAUGAUCUUUCAGAAGGUGCUGAAGCUGUUCCUCUUGGAUUAGCGAUGGGGAGUUUGGAAUGCAAGAGGAAAACCAGGCAGCCAAAAUCGGUGGUGAAGAGUGGUGAUCUUGGAACGAGCAAUACUCCUGUCUGUGAGAACCUGAACACUGGAAUGACUGGUCAACAGCCAUUACAAUCUCUUGCAUCUCUUAGCUCUGGUACAAAUAGGGUGGGUGCAAAUGAGAUACAUUCAAGUCAAAUACCUUCAUCUGUUUGCAGGAACUUGGAGCAUAGUCCACUGGGAGAACAAGGUUCUGAUGCCCAGUUUGGUACUUCUAGUGUUGUGUCUCAGGUGAUAGAUAGUCCUGCCUUGAAUGGUUUGUUGGCAGGUGUCUCACAGCAAACUGGGGUUGGCUCUCCCAAUGUUUUGAGGAAUAUGUUGCAACAGCUCACUCAGAACCCCCAAAUAAUGAGUACUGUCAGCCAAAUUGCUCAGCAGGUAGAAAGCCAAGACCUUGGGAAUAUGUUCUCAGGUUUGGGAAGUGGCCAAGGCAGUGGCAUUGAUCUUUCUAGGAUGGUCCAACAGAUGAUGCCAGUAGUUUCCCAGGUUCUCAGUCGUGGGUCAGCUGCUCAGCCAUUCUUUCAUGUAGAACCUGAAGCUCAGCAGCAGUAUAAUGAGAGGAGAUCAAGUGGAAAUGAAAAACCCAAUGAUCAAAAUGUUCAGAUCGACCUCCAGGAUGUGGCUCAGAGAAUUGGACAUUUCAAUGCACCUGGAGAUAUUUUCCGAGCUGUAGCUGAAAAUGCAGGGAGGUUGAAUGGGAAUGAAAGCGGAUCCCUAGAUAUUGUGCAGGAGUUGAGCAACAAUGCGGAUCUAGUCCAUGAUUACAUAGAGAUGCUACAGCGUGAUAUACAUCAGCUGCUUCAGAGUGACGCUGGGGAGGAUGAGUCUUGAUUUCUUGGAGAGGCGGUUUCUUAUGAUUUCAAGCGUCCAGAAAUGGUUCGCCAGAGACUAUUAUCUCAGCCAGGCUUACCUUGAAAAUGAUUUCAGCUUGUACAAAUCGGCAUGGAGCUCUACGCUCCAUGUUAUAAGCAAACAUCGAUAUGAUUUUUCGGUUUAUUGUGAAUUAGUAUUUAUGAUAUAAAUUCAAUAUUUUAAGUUUCCCGUUUCGAGGGAUUGGGGGCAAGUUCCCAGAAAGUUAACAAAUUCAACUUAUUUGGUUGAUAUUUUAUUGGGAAGUGACGUUCCGAAAGGUGAUUUUACCUCCAUGAAGAUACGUUGCUUCCUAAAAAGUGUAAAGAAAGAGCUUGACUCAAAUGAGAUCUUAGUAUUUCGUUUUGUUUCUUUUUAGUCAUCCAGGGGAUAAAUCCUAGGCGGCUUUGUACUAAUAGCAAUCCAAUUGAAUGAUGUAGUUAUCUAGCUUCGAACUAAUAGCAAUUAUCUUGCUUGGGUUGGUA
Hevea brasiliensis (rubber tree) is the source of this 3642-nucleotide messenger RNA. Its product is annotated as ubiquitin-like domain-containing protein CIP73. The coding region runs from base 278 to 3139 and encodes 953 amino acids. The transcript is spliced from 18 exons. Gene Ontology annotation, cellular component: BAT3 complex. NCBI's taxonomy places the organism in Eukaryota, Viridiplantae, Streptophyta, Magnoliopsida, Malpighiales, Euphorbiaceae. The record is from RefSeq and is a predicted model, not a curated record. Gene Ontology annotation, molecular function: misfolded protein binding; polyubiquitin modification-dependent protein binding.